GAAUUUGCCUCUCUUCAAGACACAAGAUUAAGACAAAAUUUACCCUGAACUGGAUUUUAAAUGAUCUUCCGUUCAUUUAUCCUCUGCCUUCCUUAUGUGGAUAUGCAAGCGAGAAGAGGAGACUGCACGUUCCCAACAUCAUUCCCAACAUGCUCACUCCCUUAAUCUCUCCGUCUGCAGCUUUGGCUUCUACAACCGGAGGGAGUCGAGAAGUUGAAGAUGAAGCUCAGAGCAGAGUGCUGUUCUCUCAAGUUCUGGUUGGUGUUGGCUGUCCUGGCCGUGUCAGGCAGCAGAGCUCGUUCUCAGAAGAGCCCACCCAGCAUUGGCAUCGCUGUCAUCCUUGUGGGCACUUCAGACGAGGUAGCCAUCAAGGAUGCCCACGAGAAAGAUGAUUUCCACCACCUCUCUGUGGUGCCCCGUGUGGAGCUGGUAGCCAUGAAUGAGACUGACCCAAAGAGCAUCAUCACCCGCAUCUGUGAUCUCAUGUCCGACCGGAAGAUCCAGGGGGUGGUGUUUGCUGACGACACAGAUCAGGAAGCCAUCGCCCAGAUCCUCGAUUUCAUCUCAGCACAGACUCUCACCCCCAUCCUGGGCAUCCAUGGGGGCUCCUCGAUGAUAAUGGCGGACAAGGAUGAGUCCUCCAUGUUCUUCCAGUUUGGGCCAUCCAUCGAACAACAAGCUUCUGUGAUGCUCAAUAUCAUGGAAGAAUACGACUGGUACAUCUUUUCUAUUGUCACCACUUAUUUCCCUGGUUACCAGGACUUUGUGAACAAGAUCCGCAGCACCAUCGAGAAUAGCUUUGUGGGCUGGGAGCUGGAGGAAGUCCUCCUACUUGACAUGUCUCUGGAUGAUGGAGAUUCAAAGAUCCAGAAUCAGCUCAAGAAACUCCAAAGUCCCAUCAUUCUUCUUUAUUGUACCAAGGAAGAAGCCACCUACAUCUUUGAAGUGGCAAACUCAGUUGGGCUGACGGGCUAUGGCUACACAUGGAUUGUGCCUAGCCUGGUGGCAGGGGAUACAGACACAGUGCCCUCGGAGUUCCCCACUGGGCUCAUCUCUGUAUCAUAUGAUGAGUGGGACUACGGUCUCCCUGCCAGAGUGAGAGAUGGAAUUGCCAUCAUCACCACUGCUGCUUCCGACAUGUUGUCUGAACACAGUUUCAUCCCCGAGCCCAAGAGCAGCUGCUACAACACCCAUGAGAAGAGAAUCUACCAGUCCAAUAUGCUCAACAGGUAUCUGAUCAAUGUCACUUUUGAAGGGAGAAACCUGUCCUUCAGUGAAGACGGCUACCAGAUGCAUCCCAAACUGGUGAUAAUCCUUCUGAACAAGGAGCGGAAAUGGGAACGGGUGGGGAAGUGGAAAGACAAAUCCCUGCAAAUGAAGUACUACGUGUGGCCCCGGAUGUGUCCAGAGACUGAAGAGCAGGAGGAUGACCACCUGAGUAUUGUGACUCUGGAGGAAGCACCAUUUGUCAUUGUAGAGAGCGUGGACCCUCUGAGCGGAACCUGCAUGAGGAACACCGUCCCCUGCCAAAAGCGUAUCAUCUCUGAGAACAAAACAGAUGAGGAGCCAGGCUAUAUCAAAAAGUGCUGCAAGGGGUUCUGCAUCGAUAUCCUUAAGAAAAUUUCCAAAUCUGUGAAGUUCACUUAUGACCUUUACCUGGUAACCAACGGCAAACAUGGCAAGAAAAUCAAUGGAACCUGGAAUGGUAUGAUCGGAGAGGUGGUCAUGAAGCGGGCCUACAUGGCGGUAGGAUCACUCACCAUCAAUGAAGAACGCUCAGAGGUGGUCGAUUUCUCUGUGCCCUUCAUAGAGACUGGCAUCAGUGUCAUGGUGUCACGCAGCAAUGGGACCGUGUCACCUUCUGCCUUCUUAGAGCCAUUCAGUGCUGACGUGUGGGUCAUGAUGUUUGUGAUGCUGCUAAUCGUCUCGGCCGUGGCUGUCUUUGUCUUUGAGUACUUCAGCCCUGUGGGUUAUAACAGGUGCCUCGCUGAUGGCAGAGAGCCAGGUGGCCCAUCUUUCACCAUUGGCAAAGCUAUUUGGUUACUCUGGGGUCUGGUGUUCAACAACUCCGUCCCCGUGCAGAACCCGAAGGGGACCACCUCCAAGAUCAUGGUGUCAGUGUGGGCCUUCUUUGCUGUCAUCUUCCUGGCCAGCUACACUGCCAACUUAGCUGCCUUCAUGAUCCAAGAGGAAUAUGUAGACCAGGUUUCUGGCUUAAGUGACAAAAAGUUCCAGAGACCUAAUGACUUUUCACCUCCUUUCCGCUUUGGGACAGUGCCUAAUGGCAGCACAGAGAGGAAUAUUCGCAACAACUAUGCAGAAAUGCACGCCUAUAUGGGAAAGUUCAACCAGAGAGGGGUGGAUGAUGCCUUGCUCUCCCUGAAAACAGGGAAACUGGAUGCCUUCAUCUAUGAUGCAGCAGUGCUGAACUACAUGGCAGGCAGAGAUGAAGGCUGUAAGCUCGUGACCAUUGGAAGUGGGAAGGUCUUUGCUUCAACCGGGUAUGGCAUUGCCAUCCAGAAAGAUUCUGGAUGGAAGCGCCAAGUGGACCUUGCGAUCCUGCAGCUCUUUGGAGAUGGAGAGAUGGAGGAACUGGAAGCUCUCUGGCUUACUGGCAUUUGCCACAAUGAAAAGAAUGAAGUUAUGAGCAGCCAGCUGGACAUCGACAACAUGGCAGGGGUGUUCUACAUGUUGGGGGCAGCCAUGGCUCUCAGCCUUAUCACCUUCAUCUGCGAACACCUUUUCUAUUGGCAGUUCAGGCAUUGCUUUAUGGGUGUCUGCUCUGGCAAGCCUGGCAUGGUCUUCUCCAUCAGCAGAGGUAUCUACAGCUGCAUCCACGGAGUGGCCAUUGAGGAGCGCCAGUCUGUGAUGAAUUCCCCCACAGCCACCAUGAACAACACGCACUCCAACAUCUUGCGCCUGCUCCGCACGGCCAAGAACAUGGCAAACCUGUCUGGUGUGAAUGGUUCACCGCAGAGCGCCCUGGAUUUUAUACGCCGCGAGUCAUCUGUCUAUGACAUCUCUGAGCACCGACGCAGCUUCACGCACUCCGACUGCAAGUCCUAUAACAACCCACCCUGCGAGGAGAACCUGUUCAGCGACUACAUCAGCGAGGUGGAGAGAACGUUCGGCAACCUGCAGUUGAAAGACAGCAACGUGUACCAAGAUCACUACCACCAUCACCACCGACCACAUAGCAUCGGCAGCGCCAGCUCCAUCGACGGGCUCUACGACUGUGACAACCCACCCUUCACUACCCAGCCCCGGUCCAUCAGCAAGAAGCCCCUGGACAUCGGCCUGCCGUCCUCGAAACACAGCCAGCUCAGUGACCUAUAUGGAAAAUUUUCCUUCAAGAGCGACCGCUACAGUGGCCACGACGACCUGAUCCGCUCUGACGUCUCAGACAUCUCCACGCACACCGUCACCUACGGCAACAUUGAGGGCAACGCAGCCAAGAGGCGGAAGCAGCAAUACAAGGACAGCCUCAAGAAGCGACCGGCCUCCGCCAAGUCCCGGCGGGAGUUCGACGAGAUCGAACUUGCUUACCGCCGCAGGCCGCCCCGCUCCCCUGACCACAAACGCUACUUCAGGGACAAGGAAGGGCUACGGGACUUCUACCUGGACCAGUUCCGCACCAAGGAGAACUCGCCUCACUGGGAGCACGUGGACCUGACCGAUAUCUACAAGGAGCGCAGUGAUGACUUCAAACGUGACUCCAUCAGCGGAGGAGGGUCCUGCACCAACAGGUCGCACCUCAAGCACGGGCAGGGCGACAAACACGGUGGGGUCGGUGGGGUGCCGGCCCCCUGGGAGAAGAACCUGACCAACGUCGACUGGGAGGACCGGUCUGGGGGCAACUUCUGCCGGAGCUGCCCCUCCAAGUUGCACAACUACUCCACGACGGUGGCAGGUCAGAACUCAGGCAGGCAAGCGUGCAUCCGCUGUGAGGCUUGCAAGAAAGCAGGCAACCUGUAUGACAUCAGCGAGGACAACUCCCUGCAGGAGCUGGACCAGCCGGCAGCCCCCGUGGCGGUGCCCUCCAAUGCCUCCUCCACCAAGUACCCCCAGAGCCCGACCAAUUCCAAGGCUCAGAAGAAGAACCGGAACAAACUGCGCCGGCAGCACUCCUACGACACCUUCGUGGAUCUGCAGAAGGAAGAAGCCGCCCUGGCCCCACGCAGCGUGAGCCUGAAAGACAAGGGCCGAUUCCUCGAUGGGAGCCCCUAUGCCCACAUGUUCGAGAUGCCAGCCGGUGACAGCACCUUUGCCAACAACAAGUCCUCAGUGCCCACCGCCGGACACCAUCACCACAGCAACAACCCCAGCGGCGGCUACAUGCUCAGCAAGUCACUCUACCCUGAUCGGGUCACACAAAACCCUUUCAUCCCCACUUUUGGGGACGACCAGUGCUUGCUCCAUGGCAGUAAAUCCUACUUCUUCAGGCAGCCCACGGGGGCGGGGGCAUCGAAAGCCAGGCCGGACUUCCGGGCCCUCGUCACCAACAAGCCAGUGGUCUCAGCCCUCCACGGGGCUGUGCCGGGCCGUUUCCAGAAGGACAUCUGUAUAGGGAACCAGUCCAACCCCUGUGUGCCUAACAACAAAAACCCCAGGGCUUUCAAUGGCUCCAGCAAUGGGCACGUUUAUGAGAAACUUUCUAGUAUUGAGUCUGAUGUCUGAAUGGGGGAAGAGAGAGCUGAAGGUGGGUCCGGGAGGGGGAGGGCCGGGGGUUGAGUGGUGCGCACCUCACGGAGGGGGAUGGGGGUGAACUUGGUUCCCAUUUGCUCCUUUUGUGCUGUUUUCAUUCAUUCAUGGGAUCCUGGAGUUCUGGUUCCUACUGAGGGCAACCCUGGUGACCAGCACCAUUGCUCUUGCCAUUCUCCGUUUUCCCCUUCCACCAUCUGUCAGCAGUGCCCGUUCGCAGGAGAGGAUGAAGUGGGAGGGCGGCCAGGAGAAAGGAAGGACCGUCCACAAGCUUCCUCCUAGCGCGGAAGGACUCUGCCAUCAUCCCACUUCGAGUGACACUAGGAGAAGAGAGGAGGCGCGUGAACUCUGGCAUAGCCUUUCCCACAGGAAUCUUUUCGUUUAGGUGAGGAAGCAGAAACAUCUAAGUAAGACUGUUUAGCAAACUGCUUGGCCAUGAAAGAGGCUGUUGCUAAAUUCUAGUUGCAUGGGUAACAUCAGCCUAGGGACAGAGGGUGGAAGGCCAUGUGUGUUUCUAUAUAAGCCAAAACAGCGUUUGCUUCAACUCCGUGAGACUCACUGGUCAUGAACUGCAAAGAAAGAUCAUUAGGUGGAUGAGAGUACAACAGCAGCUCAUUCUGUAGUACAUUGAGAGCAAGACUGUGGACUGCAUGUGCCUGUUCAUGGGCGGCUGCACACCGUUGCAGUCAGGUACUCCCACAUGGAGGGAAGGCAGCCUUGACUCACCUGCUGUGAGCUCAGCAAUGUGCUUGGUUUGGCUUAUAUGCAAGCAGAGAUGGUCCUAAGAUACCUGAGAUUUGUCUUUUUCUACCCUUCCAACCUUCCAGAAUGAGGAGAAUGGAGACGACUCUGUGGUCCAGACUAAAAAGGUGGUGAGACAAUCCUACAUUGGUUCCCCAGUGACUGCCAACAAUUUCAGCCAGUCUGGAUCAAGAACUUUCCAGAAGGCUAAGUGGGGAUAGAGGCAGCCAUGACUCUUUUGCCCACACUUGAAAGCAAAAGAUGCCAUAAGCUGUCUUAAGUUUCUAAACUCUCAACUGGUCAAGGCUUGGGGAGGAGUUUAGCAAGACUUUGAAAAGGAAGGGAGUCAUCCAUGGCAGGGUAAGUGAGAGAGGGGGAUGUUUUCAAUGCUUUGAUCCCUUCUUACUUAACCUGGAGCUAGAAGAACAGUCUUGUUCCUUCAGAACCGAUUACAAUCAGUAUGGAACAGACAGUUCGGAGAAAUGAGCCCGCCUCCACGCAGACAGCUCAGGAUACAAGGGAUGGGAUUGACGAGGGGGGAGGAAGAGUGAAGGGGCUGUGCAAUUGCACCUGACCUUUCAGGAAUGUCACUGAAUCCAGUGUGAACAUUCUUGGUGGAAGCCCCUCUGCCUUCCAGCAGUACCUCCUUUCCAUUUCAGAUUGU
Ochotona curzoniae (black-lipped pika) is the source of this 6106-nucleotide messenger RNA. It is a transcript of the gene GRIN2B, whose product is annotated as glutamate ionotropic receptor NMDA type subunit 2B. Gene Ontology annotation, molecular function: NMDA glutamate receptor activity; transmitter-gated monoatomic ion channel activity involved in regulation of postsynaptic membrane potential. The record is from RefSeq and is a predicted model, not a curated record. The transcript is spliced from 13 exons. NCBI's taxonomy places the organism in Eukaryota, Metazoa, Chordata, Mammalia, Lagomorpha, Ochotonidae. Gene Ontology annotation, cellular component: plasma membrane; postsynaptic density membrane; postsynaptic membrane. Gene Ontology annotation, biological process: long-term synaptic potentiation; monoatomic ion transport; synaptic transmission, glutamatergic. Bases 220 to 4677 code for a protein of 1485 amino acids.